AAUGGUUUCAAAAUUAUAUAAACGACUCAAUUUUUGGAUGAAAGUAGGAACAGGUGGAUCUUUUAGAAUUUAUGAGGAUAGCGUGAGGUUGUACAUGAAAAAAUGUAUAGAAAUGAGAUUUGUUUUUAAACGAAAAAUUCAUCGACCUCUGAUACAAAAACAUAUGAUGAUUCCUGAGGAUUUAGGGAUGCUAGAUGUCUAUAUUGCGCCUAGUAGAAGCUGUUUACCAUCUUUUUGGAAAACACCUGGUCAAAGAAUAAGAUUAGCAUGGAGAUGGUUUUAUCAUCAGAUAAUGGGAUGGUUUCAGAAAAAAUUGUUUGAAGAACGUAUUAGGCCUGUCAGAAUUGAUUUUAAACAGUUGCAAUUAACAAUAGGAAAAUUUUAUGAAAAAGUGAAUCAAGCUUAUGCAAACGGGGAUAUUAAAGAAAUAGACUCUAUAUGUGGCAAAGCUUAUGCUAAAACAUUAAAAUCUCAGAUUGCAAAACGACCUGAAGCGCUUCGAUUUAAAUGGGUGCUUCAUCGAAUGAUAAAGCCUCCAAAACUUGUUAGUUUUUCUCAGGCACAAGUAGAAAUUGAUUCUAAUAAGUAUCUUGCCCAAGCAGUUUAUAGAAUUCAUUCAGAACAAAGUUUGACAAUUUUUUCAGAUGGUUUAAAAAAAGAAGAAUUUUUAAAAGAGUUUAUUGAAUACUAUGUUUUUCAGUAUAAAACAUGGGUGUUGCCAUACAAAUGGUAUAUUUGGGGAAAAACAGUAGAAGCAUCACCCGAUGCUAUAAAAGUAAAAUUAUGGAAAAAAGAUGGAAAGAGUGUAAGAACGGUAAGAUUUUAA
Messenger RNA from Pneumocystis murina B123, 826 nucleotides. RefSeq lists its product as hypothetical. Gene Ontology annotation, biological process: protein insertion into mitochondrial inner membrane from matrix. NCBI's taxonomy places the organism in Eukaryota, Fungi, Ascomycota, Pneumocystomycetes, Pneumocystales, Pneumocystaceae. The record is from RefSeq and is a predicted model, not a curated record. The transcript is spliced from 6 exons. Gene Ontology annotation, cellular component: mitochondrial inner membrane; mitochondrion. The annotation marks the transcript as partial.